Colletotrichum fioriniae is the source of this 789-nucleotide messenger RNA. Lineage: Eukaryota; Fungi; Ascomycota; Sordariomycetes; Glomerellales; Glomerellaceae. The record is from RefSeq and is a predicted model, not a curated record.
AUGGCCAAUCCACCUCAGGAUUUUGAGGUUCAGAUCGCGGCCGACGAGGAGCAAGAUGAUUCUCACUCGGAGAUGGGAACCAGCAUUGCGUCCUCUAGUACGAGUCUGCGCAGCUCACUUCUAGACUAUCGCCGUGAAAAUGGUCGGACUUAUCAUCGAUACAAGGAUGGAAAUUUGGUUAACCACCUAUGUCUUCUCACGCUGGAUGGCGAGCUUGGCAUCGCUCCACCCUGUAGAGAAGAUGCCAAAGUUGGCCGCGUUCUUGAUGUCGGUACAGGCACGGGCAUCUGGGCGGUUCAGUUUGGCGAUGACCACCCAGAGGCCGAUAUCUUGGGUAUCGACCUUUCCGCCACUCAGCCUAGCAGUAAUCUCGAGCCUGGUGGCUAUGUUGAGCUUCAGGAGACCGCUAUUUUUGCUCAAUCUGAUGAUGGAACCUUGAAGCCCGAACAUGCUUUGUCUGAUUGGUCCAAAUAUCUUAUGGAAGCUUCGAUCAAGCUUGGAGCAGCGUGGGUCAAUACGCCCGAGCUAAGAGAGAUUAUGGUCGAGGUAGGGUUUGAAGAUGUCGCGCUGAGCACUUACAAGUGGCCGACGAACACCUGGCCGAAAGACGAACACUUCAAAGAGCUGGGCUCAUGGAACAACGAAAAUUUUAUGACGGGGAUGGAGGCAAUUACGAUGGCACCCCUCACACGUGCCUUGGACUGGAGCCCCGAAGAGGUCAGAGUCUUUCUCAUCAAAGUCCGCAAGAACGGAAACGACCGAAACAUCCACGCUUAUUGGCCUCAGUAA